Molecule: messenger RNA, 399 nt
Organism: Ilex paraguariensis (yerba mate)
Lineage: Eukaryota; Viridiplantae; Streptophyta; Magnoliopsida; Aquifoliales; Aquifoliaceae
Source: the annotation of a GenBank genome assembly
AUGGGAGGCUGUGCGAGCAAACCCAACGAUUUGGAUGGCCAACCGGCACCACUCCCGGUCCCGGCUGACACCCCCGACAGCCCUAAGAAUGCCGAGGGCGAGACCGUUCCCCAAGACAAUAACAAUGGAGGUGAGGAUAAGAAGGACGAACCUUUGGUAAAUCUUUCUGAACCAGCUUCGGAGGCUCCCAAGGUUGAAGACACCGAAGCAGCCACUGUUGUUGAAGAGAGUAAGCCAAGUGAGGUGACUUCAAAGCCAACAGAAGAGAAAGUUGAGGCCCAGGAGCCAACCAAGGAAGAGAAGAAAGAGGUAGCAGAUGUUGUUGCAGAGAAACCAGAAGUCCUAGUUGCUGCCCCAAAAGCAGAGGAUAAAAGUGAUGCACCUCUCGUUUUAGUAUAA